AUGGAAUCGCUACUGAAGUUUCCGAAUCUUCAAUCUCCUUGGCAUUGGGAUGAACAGACAAAUGAAUUAGCAUGUGACAAAAGUCCCAGUGACGACAAAACUGACAGAAAUUCUGAAACGGUUUCGGAAAGAAUUGAUCUUUGGAAUAUACCACCAGGAAAACGUCCGCCUGCUUACAGAAAGCGUCCGCUCGAAGUAUCAAAAGAUAAGAAAGUUGUUGCGAUUGGGGAUAUUGUUCAUGUUGCCUUGAAUAUGGUCAGCGAUACCUAUUUCGUUCCCGAACGAUUUGCAUGUUUCGUUCGGCGACCAGAACUGGAAGAUUUCUUUUUACAUUUAAUCAAUUAUUUCUAUUGGUAUUUUGAAUAUAUUGAUUCACAAGUUACGACGAAUGCACUCUGUGUAGAACUAAAUCGCGAAGAGAGAGAUCGAAUUGCUAAUGCCAAAGGUCAUCUUGAUACCGCUCUUCUAUUUGUUGCUCAGAAAUAUAGAUAUGAUGAUACUGAUCCAUUAUCGAAAAAACGAGAAAUUAUUCCGUACACUGGCCGUGUUUCACGAACAUUAAUCGAUCGUGGUUAUGCAGAAUUAUUGAUGAUUUUUUCAACGUUUGUCGUAUGGAUUACUUACGAACGGAAAUAUUUUGAAGGAAUACAAACGGAAAUCGGCAGAAUUAUUCGUACAAGUUCCUUUCCAAAUCCAGCCUAUUCUACUACUCAAGUUCGAACGCGUUCGACCCGUAAAACAGCAAACGAUUCUGCUGGUGGUGGAAAUAGUGAUAAUUCGUCGAAUAGUGACAGAAAGAGCAUUGCAUCCACUGGUAAACUAAUUCGAUUACAGAAGACUAUAGCUUGUGCGGAUGUGAAUAAAUACAACAAAUCAAGUGAUUCUAAUAGACACGGACAGUCAUUUCGACAAUUAUUGAAUCAACGAUCACCAGUGCUAGUUACUUUAUUGCCAACAUCACGAGAUCAAAGUGCAGAAUUAUUUUCCCGCCGAAAUUUGAAAGAUAAUUCAUCUUCGACGAAAGCAAAAGUCAUUUCUGAAGAUGAAUUUCAAGUUUUACACGAAGUCGGUGUUCUUGGUCAACCUAUCGAUACAUUGACGCUAAUUGUAAGUGAUGAAACAUCAGAUGCUAAUGCACCAGCUUCUCAAGUACCAGCAGCACAACACAUUGAUAUGAAUCGAGCAAGUAUCGACGCGGAUAAAGUCGAGAAAUAG
Molecule: messenger RNA, 1215 nt
Organism: Adineta ricciae
Lineage: Eukaryota; Metazoa; Rotifera; Eurotatoria; Adinetida; Adinetidae
Source: the annotation of a GenBank genome assembly